UGACUGAUGAAAAGAGAUAGCUGAGAUGACAGCUAUUUGACCGGGGGGGGAACAGGAGGCGGUAGACAUGUAAAAGAGGAUGUAACACGCUGGGAAAACACAAGUCAAGAAUGAGUGAAACAGAGCUUGAGCUGCAUCCAGAACCUGGGAGAGUUCAGCCUUCACCUCUACUGCAACUACUCACUCAUUAUCCCCACCAGAUCCUGCAACAACUCGAGUCUGACCGACAGCGACUGCAUAUGUCAUACUCUAACAUCGAGCACCGAGUAAAGCCAGUGUGGAUGAAACAUCGAAAACGGCUACUCUUCCUCUUCAGCUGCAUCUUACUUGCUGGCAUGGUGGGACUAAUCAACCAUUUGUCUCACCAUUUCCACACUGUUACUCCGUGUCUCUCUCCUGCCUGUCAGUGGGCUUCAGCCCAUCUCUCCACAUCUGCUGAUCCCUUCACGCAACCCUGUGAUUACUUUCUGUUCACAUGUGGAUCAGACAGACUUUUGCUGGACAGUGAAAGGGGACAAAGAAGUCAUGGUUUUACUUUACAUGCAGAAAACCAAACAAAGUCUGUGCAGUCGAAGCAGGAAGAUGGAGGACUAACAGAGGAUAAAACACUGAGCAGAAAAGCUGUGUUGCUGCAGUAUCUCAAGAAGAUUUUAGAAACAGACAACGGGAUGAAUAGUUCAGCAGUGCAGAAGACUAAAGGAUUCUACAAUUCCUGUUUGGAUACAAAAUCUAUAGAAACUGCUGGCGCAGACCCCUUCCUCACACUCAUACAGAAACUGGGAGGCUGGGCCGUAUCGGGGCAGUGGAAUCAGACCGAUUUCAACACCACCUUGGGGUUGCUAAUGAGAGACUACAAUACCUUUCCAUUCUUCAACAUCUAUGUGGGCAAAGACCCUUAUGAAGCAGCACGUGGGAUUAACAAAAGAUACAUACAGAUUGAUCAACCUGAUUUGUUGAUCCCAAUUGAAUGGAACAGCAAGACAGAGAAGUCUAGAGCUAAAACUGAGACUCUACGUCCUUUCUUGGCCUCGUGUCAGCAAUACCUUGACCUGCUGGGUGCCCCGAAGAGCAGCAGCUUGAUCCAUGUGGGCUCUUUUGUCUCUCUGUCCUCUCAGCUUGCUGUGGCAUCUUCACCCCUGGACUCUCGCCUGUCCAAAAAACAGCUCUACCAGCACAUGACCAUCAAAGAGCUACAGACACAAGCCCCUGCUAUUGAUUGGUUGGGCUGCCUCCAGGCUGCUUUCCAUCCCCUGCCCCUCAGCGCAGAUGACGAUGUCCUUCUGCAUAACUUACCCUACAUCGUGCAAAUGUCCAACACCAUCAUCAAAUGGCAGAACAAGCCCGAACUGAGCAACAGCGCUCCCCUUCAUACUUUUAUGGUCCUCAAUCUGCUGCACACCCUGAUGCCUGCCAUGGACUCUAGAUUUUUUGAAACAGCAAAGAACUUUUCUAUGGCUCUGGGUAACACUGAAGAGGAAGCUCCUCGCUGGAAACACUGUGUGCUGGAAACUGAGAGAGGAUUUGACUCAGUUCUCACACAUCUUCUCAGUGAAUUGACAGCACAGAAGGAGGCAGAGAAGAUUAUUCAAAGUGUUUUUCACUCCUUCAAGUCCAAGCUAAAUGAGCUUGAGUGGACAGAUCAAACAUCUCGUCAGCUUGUCAUGGAAAAGGUUGAUUCUGCAAUUCCAAAACUAUGGACUACGAAGGAGCCCUCUAGUGAAGCCAAGCUUGACCUGCUUUUUUCGGAGAUGACAGUCAGCAACCAAAACUUCUUCUCCAACUAUGUCCAGCUACUAUCCCUGUGGCAGAAGAAACGCAUUGAACUCCUGAUCACCCAGCCUGAGGAUUUUGAUAUACUGUCUGUCACACCAGUUGUCUUCAGUAAAAAGCUCCUCUUUCCCAUGGGAAUGUUUGUACCUCCACUUUUCCAUCCAACCUAUCCUAGAGCCAUGAAUUAUGGUGCAGCUGGUUUCCUUGUUGCUAAAGAUAUCCUACACCUGCUUCUGCCUGACAUUUCGUCUCAAAGUGAGACCGUGCAUGCUGUGGGUGAAUGUGUGUGGACUCACUACCUCACAGUGUCAGAAAAGGCAGGCAGAGGUGGAGGGUUUCCGCUGUCAGCAGCACAGCAACAGGAGGUGUGGGUGCAGUAUACUGCACUGCAGGUAGCGCUGCAGGCUUAUCAUCAGAAUCUAAUGCAACAGCCUAAUGACACCUCUCUCUCAGGAAUCUCAUAUACUCGCUUGUUCUUUAGAUCCUUUUCUCAGGUUAACUGUGAAGCUGAUCCAUACCGUGACUCCAUGCCUUUUGAACCCUCCUUCUUGAUCACAGUCAUUUGUGCCAAAUAUAAUCUGUGUCCUACAAGCCCGCAGUGCUCCAUUCAAACCAAGCAGAAUUCAUUACAAGCAUGCUGACCAGUCUCCUCUGAUUUGACAUAAAAGGUGUACCUAACAUAAGUAGGCUACAACCCAAAGCACACUUAUGUAUUUGCUUUUGUUGUAAUUGUUAGGUUGUGUCUGCAUGUUGUAUAAUUGCGUGAGCGGUUUAGUUUUGUUUGUUUUCAUUUUUUAAAAACUGUUGAAACCUUGUUUCCAGCUUUGCUUUCAGUGAUGAAAGUUGCCAGAAAAGAGCCAUUGGAUCGAACAACAAAGUUCUCCUACUUAAAGAUGAUUUUGUUUAUUUAACUUUGACCAUCUUGAGUGAAAAAGUAAAAGUUAAAUUCAAAAAUGGCCUUUUAUUUUAAAAUAAAAUCAUCCAAGAUGAGUGGGAAAAUGUAUCUUUGCUCAAAACUUCAUAUAAAUAACAUAAACAUAUAAAAAAAUCAAUGAAUUCUGAAAAAUAUCCCCACCUGACCCCUGCGUAUCUUCUGAUUUCUGUACACUAACUUUAAAAUGUAAAACAGUUCUGCAAAUUGAAGUACAUAAUUGUAUACAUAAGGAAUCAAAGCUAGAAGAUGAACCUAUCAAAAUGUAGUUAGUAGAAGCCCUUCAUAUGCCAUAUGCACCCAUCUGUCCCACAUGGUAAUAUGACCUGAGAAAGAUGACCCAAAAUUUCCUCUAGUUAUUAUUAGAAAACACAUAAAACAUCAGGAUAGCAAUGCUUGUUUCUCUUCAGGGGUGUCAAACAUAAGGCCUGGGGGCCAGAAUCAGCCCAACAAAGACUCUAAUCCAGCCCAUUAAAUGGCUUUGGAAAAUGUGAGAUUUUUAACUGUAUUUUAGAGCUUUUCUUCUCCCAUGGCAAUUCAUACUACACCAAAAUGAUUACGUUAUAGAUUUAUGUAUUUUACACCUUUAUUUCUUACUAUUUAAGCCCAAAGAAUCAUCUUGAGAGAUUUCUUUCAUUUACUACAGCAGCAUUUCCUUAUUAUGUGGAAAACGUGAGGUGUACUUUUAAAAUUGCACUUCUUUUUCUUUUUCUUAUAUAAAAUCAUUUGACAUCCCUGCUCUACAUCACAGACAUUAAACUAGUGCAAUUUCACUUUUUAAACUAGGAUUUAUCCCAUGAUGUUGAUGCUCAAAGUUGCUUACACACACACACACACACACACACACAAAAUAUGUUGAACAAAAGUUAGACUUUGGCUUGUUACACUUGGAUGUGGGUUUAAAAUUCAUUUAGCUUCAUUUAGGUGAGCAAACAUGUGUUUUUGAGCCCUGAAAUGCAGUGACUAAAAAUAUCUGGUUCACAGUAACAAUGUUGCUGAUAAUCAGUGUUUGUGAUUAUUGUACUUUUCCAUCCAACUGCUUAUCCAAGGAUAGGAUGAUGGGGGUGCUGGAGGCAAUUCCAACUCUUAUGAGAUGAGAGGCAGCAUAUACCCUUCAAAGUCUUCCAGUCCAUCAUAGGGCUAAUAUAGUUAUACUCAAUUCAGAAUGACUAGUUAAACUGACAGGGAUGUCUUUGCACUGUGGGAGGAAGCUGAGGCACCAAUAUUUCUGUUGCUAUCAUUUAUUUGUCUUUAUCGCCUAUAGGUAAAUGUCAUGAAAUGUCUAUUUUAAUCAAAUGCAUGCACUCAAAAUAAAGUAGUCAAAAAAACCCAAUCAUAUUCUACUUAUUGAUAUUUGAGUGGACCCAUCAAUUAUUUUGAAUAACUUCCUGACUCAGUUAAGGCUCUGGACCAGCAACUGAAGAACUGUUAUUUUUCAAAAUGUCACAAAAUCAGCAUUCCUAUUUUAAAAUCUGACCAAUACGUGUCAGUGAAACUCAGUAGAGGAUUUUCCAUUAUUUCAGAUUUCUUCCUUAAUUAUGAAAUAGUGUGUAAACCUCAAAAAAUGCGGAGGAAAGCCACUGUUACAAACCCCACGCAGCUGAGUGCACUGGGAAAUGGUGCGAGCGAGAAGUCAGGAGAAAACACACAUUUGAAGGUGAUAAAACAGAUAGAAAGACCUUCUAAAACUCCAGCUGGGAAAGGCCUCGGAAAGGCAGGAGCCAAACGUUUGGGCCGACUACUGAAACGAGCUAUCCCUAACCAGGAUGAGGCGACAGGAAAGGCGAACGCUUCUCUUCCCAAGACUCCCGUCCGGCUUUUCAAGCAUCAGAUUCAAACAGAGGCUGGAAAUGCACCCAAGACAAAUUCUGCAAAGCCAACCUCGCCUCACAUCUCCCAGCUCAUCCUCAGUGUGGUUUCCCAGUGCAAACACAGAGGUGGCAUCUCCAUGGGAGAACUCAAACAGAUGCUGGCAGCUGGAGGCUAUGAUGUGGCCAAGAACAACAGGCGAGUGAACAUAGAGACCAAGAGGCUGGUUAACAACGAGACACUUGUACGAACUACAAGAAAUGCAUCAUUCAGACUCAACCAUAAGAAGCUGACAGACACAAUUCAAGUGAGGACGAGCCCAGUGAAGACUCCAAAGCCAAAAGCAGAGCUGAAGCUGACUCCGAAAACAGCAACAAGCAAAUCCCCCAAAGGAGCAGAGAACCAAAAGAGACGAGUAUUAAAGGCAAACCAAACCAAACCCAAGAGCAAAUCACACCAAACAAGGGCAACACCUCGAAAAGUUAGAUCACCCAAACUAAAACGCAAGCCUCGCAGAAUGGCGGUCACAUCGCACAAACUAACACACAAAACUUCCAAAGCGGCAGCCAAAUCACACAAACAAAGAAGGAAGACAACCAAAGGAAGAAAAUCACCAAAACCUGCUGGCAAGAAACGCAGACCUGCAAUGAACAGGGGCGCACGAGUUCGAAAGGUACCGAGGAAGGCUCAAAAGACUCGGAGACGCCGACCUAACCAAGUUCAAAAUCGGCAUAAAAAGCAAGCAAGACGAAGGCUUCCAAAAUCAAAGUUGAGAUCGAGGAAAAGCACUUACUACUACCGCUAGGCUGAGUCUUCAUGGUAAACAGUAAUAAACAGAACCCUUUUUAGCAUCCUGAAAUACACGUAGUUCUAUGUUGUGUUUGUGUUCCCAUAUCAUUUUUUCUUCACUUCACUGUACAGACCAUAGAUCGCAUAAAAGAUGGACACUGUUUUCAGAUACAAGUUCUGAAAAGUGAAGCUUCAGUGGAAACUUGUCUUUCUUUUAAAUGCUACUUGGAGGCGAUACCUGUGGUUGCAAAAAUAUUGUGUACUGAGGUCAGACAGACAUGUGAUCAUUAACCAUGUGAUUGCCAUUUUAAAUGGGUGAUAAUGUAGGAUCAAGUGAAUAAGGCUUCAGUCACACGAGCCUAGAGACAGUCUGUCUACCUGGCAACCACCAGUUGUGAUUGAAAAAUGAGUAUUCCCUGGCCUAUUAUGAGUGGUUGCUGGAGGUUGAUGGCAGUCUCUGGGACAUUGAUUGCUAAAGUUCCAGACACACAGGCCUACAGGCUGUCAGUGAUCUCCCUGGCAAUCAUCUGUUGUUAGGGAAAAAGGUUUAUUUCCAGCAUAAACCUCCUUCUGAAUGUUUUGAUCAGCAGCACAUUUUUGCAGUUUGAAUGGAAGUGAUGAACUUAUUACCUUCAAAGUAAAACUUGCACCCUUUGAAAUAUGUUGGCUGCAGCACUGAGACUGAACUUUAUUUUGAAGGCAAACAUUCGCCAUUUUGUGUUGCACUUUUUCAAGUUUUACUACCGCUAGACUAGUAGUUGGCAAGUGCUGGCAGAUAAACUAAAACUGCAGGCAACCAUGGCAAUCUGUUAGUAACCAAACCAAAGUGCUUUUAGUGCAGCACCUUCUUUGCGACUGAUUUUAUCCUGGGAGAGCCGGCAACCUUGAGAAACCACUGUCAGCCAGUUGGAGAAUACACGUCCCUAGCAACCGGUGAUUGUAUGACACCCAAUAUGGACUCUCAAAGCAUUGUGCACAUGAUGUCACUUGAAAAACCUCACUAGGAGACAAUUGCAAAACAGCUCUUGGACUUGACCUCUGAAUACUAUCUUGAUGAGUUUAUGGGCUGAGUCAUGAGGCUUGGGUCAUGUUGAAUAAAAUGUUAUGUCCGUUUGUCAAACUGUGAUCAU
Pelmatolapia mariae (spotted tilapia) is the source of this 6429-nucleotide messenger RNA. RefSeq names its product Kell metallo-endopeptidase (Kell blood group) (gene kel). The transcript has 20 exons. The coding region runs from base 111 to 2411 and encodes 766 amino acids. Gene Ontology annotation, molecular function: metalloendopeptidase activity. Gene Ontology annotation, cellular component: plasma membrane. Lineage: Eukaryota; Metazoa; Chordata; Actinopteri; Cichliformes; Cichlidae. The record is from RefSeq and is a predicted model, not a curated record. Gene Ontology annotation, biological process: protein processing.